UGGCCGCGGGCGGGGCUCCUCUCCGGCGGGUGCCGGAGUCUGGGGGCCGCGGCUUCCCCCUCCCCGCCCGCCGAGGCGCUGGCCCCUCCUUCCCCCGCCGCCCCCGUGCCCGCCGCUGCUGCCGCUGUCAAAGAUAAAACCGGGCCAUUGCCUGCAGGAGCCCUGGCAGCAGGCGAUCGAGCGGUGAGGAGCCUCGGGCGCGGCCUCGCCUCCCCGGCCCCGCUCCCGCGUCAGCACCGUGGACAGCGCAGACCCCCUCUCAGGGACCCCUCGGCUCGCAGGAACACUCUACGGGUUUCGGCGAUCUCAUCAGUACCGCGGACAGCGCCCAGGCCCCCGCUGGCCUUGACCGCUCUUCAAAUCAGCACCGCGGACAGCCCCCCUGGACCAGCCCAGCAGCAGCCAAGGACUGGUCAGAACGCCCGGAAGAUGGCCACUGAGGUCCACAACCUUCAGGAGCUCAGGCGAAGCGCUUCACUGGCCACCAAGGUCUUUAUCCAGAGAGACUACAGUGAUGGCACCAUUUGUCAGUUCCAGACCAAAUUCCCACCAGAGCUGGAUAGCCGGAUUGAGCGGCAGCUCUUCGAGGAGACUGUGAAGACCCUCAAUGGUUUUUAUGCGGAGGCCGAGAAGAUCGGGGGCAGCUCCUACCUGGAGGGCUGCUUGGCCUGCGCCACGGCCUACUUCAUCUUCCUCUGCAUGGAGACCCACUAUGAGAAGGUUCUCAAGAAGAUUUCCCGUUACAUCCAGGAGCAGAAUGAGAAGGUCUUUGCUCCCCGAGGGCUCCUGCUCACGGAUCCCGUGGAACGCGGAAUGAGGGUUAUCGAGAUCUCCAUCUAUGAGGACCGGUGCAGCAGUGGUAGCUCCAGCAGCGGCAGCAGCAGCGGCAGCGGCAGCAGCAGCGCUGGCGGGGGAGGGGCGGGGGCCCGGUGACUGGCCGAGAGUCCCUGCAGGGAGGUGUACGGCCGGAGCGAGGGGCUGGCAGAUCUGCGGAGGCUGCGCUACCAGAGCACCCGCUUCUGAGUCUUUCUCUGGGCCCACCCUGCGGUGAAGGGAGGGUGACUGCCCGCUGUUCCGUGGUCCCCAGCCCUUUGCCCCUUGGCAGGAUCUUCUUUCUGACCCCGGACCUUUUUUUUUUUUUUUUUUUUUUUUUCCCUCUCCCAUGAGGCUGAUCUGGGUCAUUACAGCCAGACCUUCCUAGGGAGUCUGGGGGGGGGUGGGGGACCCAGCUUGGACAAACCCUCUCUUUCCUGCCUCCUUCCUCACUAUUAGGAAGGUCUGGAGAAUUCCCACCCUGCAUGAGUCUUCACCCUCAAAGCCCAUGUCUACCUGGACUGUGCUCCCUGGGGCUCUUUCUAAGGCCCAACGCUACCAUGGGCUCCUGCUUGUCAAUGGUCCCACCUCCUCAUUGGAGAUUUGGGGAGACAGGUGUCCUGGGAGCUAAUCAGCUGCUCCAAAGGCAGUGGCUUUCCUGUCCUUCCCUCAGGGCCGAAAGUUCUCUCAGCCUUGCCAAGAAGCACCCAACUCUGAGACUUCGUACCCCACCAGAAACUGCUUAUAGGGGUUCAGCCUAGGACUCUGAUGGGGUCCACUAGGGUAUGGUAAAACUCUUUGGAUGAAUGAGCUGGACAGAGCUUGAACUCCUGAACUGGAGCCAAUUCCUGAUCGUGUGCAUACAUGUGGAGUGUGCUGUGUGCACAAAUGUAUGUAUGUAUGUAUGUAUGUAUGUAUGUAUGUAUGUAUGUAUGUUUAUGGGUGAGUAAGCAUGUACGUAUGUGAGCAUACAUUUGUAUGAAUGUGAGUACCUGUACAGGUGUAUGUGUGCAUGUGCACACGUAUAUGAACCUAUGUUUAUCUGAGUGAAUGAGGGAGAAUGUUAGGUGCAUGUGUACAACACAUGCAUGCAAACUAUGUAUGCUUAUGCACAAGUGCACUGUGUGAAUAUGCAUGUCUAUGUGUAAGCAUGCGUGUGUGUGUGUGUGUGUGUGUGUGUGUGUGUGUGUGUGUGUGUGUAUAAAAAGAGAGAGAUUCCAUUGUGUGUUCUCUUUGGCUGCUGGGCUAAUGACUACCAAGUCCUGCCCUGUCCUGUCCCACACUGGUCUGUAGAGCCUCCCUGUGAGUCCCUCCUAACUGACCCUCUCUGUAAAUCAAUGUCCUAAAGCUGGGCUGUCAGCUUGGCUCUUCCUCCUGGCCUUUCUCCCACCUCUGGCUCUACUGUACACAUUUUCAUGGAGGAACAGUUGGGGUCCUAGGAGAACAGAGCCAACAUUUAGGUGGUCUUGGUGCCCCUCUUCCAGCCCCCAUGGCACAGUGGGGCCACAGAUGCUGCAUAUUUAGCCUGCCCAGGUGUCAGGACCCUGAAGCCCUUGCAGAUGAGGCUUCUCUGGACAUUCAAGGCAAAUGUGCCUUGCAAGGAAAAGCUAAUGGUGCUGUGGCUCUCGAGGGGAGCCAGUCGAAGGGCAGGCAUCCUGGGGCCUGAAGAUGGACAGAAAGGGGCUGCCUACCUCAGCGGGCAGGAGGUGCUAGAACUAGACAGGAAACACCAGCCACCAUAAGCAGCUUUCUGGAGCGGAAAGGGCCUGUUUCUCUAGAGGCCAGCGCCCGCACAUGUAACAGCAGGAGACCAUGCUGAGAGAUAGAGAGGGCCGGCCAAGCCCCUGAAGCCCCAGGGAGCCUGAGCCCUUUGAGCCCUGGUGCCAUGAAUCCCUUCUUUCCGAGCUGCAGCCCCCGAUUCCUUGCAGAAGCCUGUGCCCUCUGUAGCCUGCUGUGUGGCCAGGCAUCGUGUCUGACUUUGCACAGCCUGUUGGGGAAGGUUGGGAAGAGGCAAGAUGGAGACCUUUUGUUUUAUUCUUUUCCCAAUAAAAGGACUCGCCAGCUUGAGGCUCCA
Rattus rattus (black rat) is the source of this 2887-nucleotide messenger RNA. It is a transcript of the gene Golga7b, whose product is annotated as golgin A7 family member B. Gene Ontology annotation, cellular component: palmitoyltransferase complex. Bases 430 to 933 code for a protein of 167 amino acids. The transcript has 5 exons. Gene Ontology annotation, biological process: peptidyl-L-cysteine S-palmitoylation; protein targeting to membrane. The record is from RefSeq and is a predicted model, not a curated record. Lineage: Eukaryota; Metazoa; Chordata; Mammalia; Rodentia; Muridae.